This is a messenger RNA of Ctenopharyngodon idella (grass carp), 4793 nucleotides long. RefSeq names its product Y+L amino acid transporter 2. The transcript has 10 exons. The record is from RefSeq and is a predicted model, not a curated record. Gene Ontology annotation, biological process: amino acid transmembrane transport. Gene Ontology annotation, molecular function: L-amino acid transmembrane transporter activity. Bases 2575 to 4116 code for a protein of 513 amino acids. NCBI's taxonomy places the organism in Eukaryota, Metazoa, Chordata, Actinopteri, Cypriniformes, Xenocyprididae. Gene Ontology annotation, cellular component: membrane.
CUGAGAAAUUUUACAAUUUUAUCCACUCAUUUCAAAUUUGAUGCCUGCUACAGGUCUCAAAAUAGUUGGGACAGGGGCAUGUUUACCAUGGUGUAGCAUCUCCUCUUCUUUUCAAAACAGUUUGAAGACGUCUGGGCAUCGAGGUAAUGAGUUUCUGGAGUUUUGGUGUUGGAAUUUGGUCCCAUUCUUGCCUGAUACAGGUUUCCAGCUGCUGAAGAGUUUGUGGUCGUCUUUGACGUAUUUUCCGUUUAAUGAUGCGCUAAAUGUUCUCUAUAGGUGAAAGAUCUGGACAGCAGGCAGGCCAAUUCAGCACCCAGACUCUUCUACGACGAAGCCAUGCUGUUGUAAUAGCUGCAGUAUGUGGUUGUGUAUUAUCCUGCUGAAAUACACAAGGCCUUCCCUGAAAUAGACAUUGUCUGGAGGGGAGCAUAUGUUGCUCUAAAACCUUUAUAUAUUGAUCAGCAUUCAUAGUGUCUUGCAAAACAUGCAAGCUGCCCAUACCGUAUGCGCUUAAGCACCCCAUACCAUCAGAGACGCUGGCUUUUGAACUGAACGCUGAUAACACGCUGGAAGGUCUCGCUCCUCUUUAGCCCGGAGGACACGGCGUCCGUGAUUUCCAACAAGAAUGUCAAAUUUGGACUCGUCUGACCAUAGAACACUUUUCCACUUUGAAACAGUCCAUUUUAAAUGAGCCUUGGCCUACAGGACACAACGGUGCUUCUGGACCAUGUUCACAUAUGGCUUCCUUUUUGCAUGAUAGAGCUUUAGUUGGCAUCUGCAGAUGGCACGGCGGAUUGUGUUUACCGACUGGUUUUUGGAAGUAUUCCUACCCGUUUAAUCAUGCCGAUGAGUAAUGCAGUGUCGUCUGAGGGCCCAAAGACCACGGGUAUCCAAUAAAGUCCCAUCUUUACUUCUGAGAGACUCUGCCUCUCUAAGACAUCCCUUUUAUAGCUAAUUAUGUUACAGACCUGAUAUCAAUCAACUUAAUUAGUUGCUAGAUGUUCUCCCAGCUGAAUCUUUUCAAAAUGUCUUGCAUUUUCAGCCAUUUGUAGCCCCCGUGCCAACUUUUUUGAGACCUGUAGCAGGCAUCAAAUUUGAAAUGAGCUCAUUUAGUGGAUAAAAGUGUACAAUUUCUCAGUUUAAACAUCUGUUAUGUUAUCUAUGUUCUAUUGUGAAUAAAAUAUUGGCUCAUAUGAUUUGAAAGUCUAAAAGUUUUCAUUUUAUACAAAUUUAAAAAACGUUCCAACAUUACCGGAAUUCGGGUUGUACAAUUUAAAAUGACAGUUUUCUAUUUGAAUAUAUUUUAAAAUGUAAUUUAUCUCUGUGAUCAUAGCUGAAUUUUCAGUAUCAUUAAUCCAGUCUUCAGAGUCACAUGAUCCUUCAGAAAUCAUUCUGAUAUGCUGAUUUGCUGCUCAAGAAACAGUUCAUAUUAUCAAUGUUGAAAACAGUUGUACUGCUUAAUAUUUUUGUGGAAAUAGAAAUCUUUUGUAACAUUAAAGUCUUUACAGUCUUUUUUUUUUUUUUUUUUUUUUUAAAUCAGUUUAAUGCAUCCUUACAGAAUAAAAACCACUUCUUAAAUAACUUACUGACCCCAAAUUUUUGAACAGUGUCUUUGUAUAUAGGCCUGUACUUCUUGCUGUCUGUGAAUCUGGUGACAAAUAGUCGUUCCUUGUUGGAUCAGUUUGGGCAAUUUAAGAAACUGUGUUCACCGAACUUUAGGUCACCCAUAGAAAGGAGGUCAGCUUUGCUUCCACCUCUUACCUUGCGAUGUCCUUAGUCAAACGUUUCUUAACAGCUUUAUAAACAGGUUUUAAGAAGUCUUCUUCUGAGAACUCCUGGUGAUAAAUCAUGGUGAAUGCAGGUUCUGGUCACUAAAUAUGUCUCCUGUAUUGUAAAUCUAUGGGACUUUUUUUUUUUUUUUUUUUUUUUUUUUUUUAAUCAUCAGUCAGGGAAAUAUGCCUCUUGUGGGUUUGUUGAAUACGUAUCUCCUCAACUGUAUCGCAAUAAACUGAAGAACAAGUUGCGCAAGUUUAAUACUUGGAGUCAGAGGGUUCAAAAUGAGAAAUAGUAAUAGUGCUGCUUGCCUUAACAAACACCUCCAGUAAAGGGGAAGCAGUCUGUCUUUAAACUGAAUUCUACAGUCAGUGCUGGAACAGAUCCGAUAACAAAGACAUGCUUUCGUUCAACAGGGUUUUGCUGAGCUACUUUUGCCAUCAAUAGGAGGGGACAGGCAUUCUCUCUCUCUCUCUCUCUCUCUCUCUCUCUCUCUCUCUCUCUCUCUCUCUCUCUCUCUCUCUCUCUCUGUCUGAGUACAGACCUCUUAAAAUAGACAGGGCAACUCAAGAACCCAUUUUGCCUCUGGUGGAAAAACACAUGAGGGUCUCUCUCUCUUUGCGGUCUGGGAUUGCGACAGCUCUCAUCCUGUUGACCCUGAUAGUCUAGUUUUCUUCAUUCUGACCAGGAUCACCACUACUCUGGAAACUUGCAUAACUCAUCUGUACGCUCUUCCUCUCCACAAUCCAAUUGUAUGAUUUUUUCCCCCCCAAACAGCAUUCCUUCUAACAUGAUUAAAGCAUGAAAAAACUGAUGUCUUUAGGCCAGAAACUCUGUCCGGGGUCUCGAGGAGACCUGGACCUGAAGAAACCAGCUGGAGCCUGCAAUGGUCCAGACCAGGAGGAGAAGAUGAUCAUGAGGAGGGAGAUCUCUCUCACUAAUGGCAUCUGCUUAAUUGUGGGCAACAUGAUUGGCUCGGGCAUUUUCGUGUCACCCAAGGGUGUGUUGAUGUACAGCGCCUCCUACGGCCUUUCGUUGAUCAUCUGGGCUCUCGGUGGCAUAUUUUCCGUGUUUGGUGCACUGUGUUACGCAGAACUUGGAACCACUAUUACAAAGUCUGGUGCUAGUUACGCGUACAUCCUGGAGGCCUUUGGGGGUUUCCUUGCUUUCAUUCGCUUGUGGACGUCCAUCCUGUUGGUGGAGCCAGCCAGUCAGGCUGUCAUCUCACUGACGUUUGCCAACUACCUGGUGGAAGCUUUCUACCCCACCUGUCAGCCUCCGUACGACGCUGUGCGACUGAUAGCAGCGGCUUGUCUCUGUAUUCUGAUCUUCAUAAACUGUGCUUAUGUAAAGUGGGGCACUUUGGUUCAAGAUAUUUUCACCUACACCAAGAUCAUGUCUCUGCUCCUCGUCAUCACAAUGGGCAUCAUCAAGAUAAUUUAUGGAGAAACAAAGAACUUUAAUAGUCCAUUUGAGGGUUCCUCCACGGAGGCAGGCAGCAUUGCUCUCGCUCUUUAUUCGGCUCUGUUCUCCUACUCUGGCUGGGACACACUCAACUUUGUUACUGAGGAGAUCCAGAACCCUGAGAGGAACCUUCCCAUCGCUAUAGCCAUCUCCAUGCCAAUAGUGACAAUCAUCUAUCUGCUGACCAACGUGGCCUACUAUGUAGUUCUGGACAUGCCUUCUUUCAUGGGUAGUGAUGCAGUGGCUGUAACAUUUGGAAAUCAAGUGCUAGGGCCCAUUAGCUGGAUCGUUCCCAUCGCUGUGGCCAUGUCUUGCUAUGGAGGACUCAAUGCCUCCAUCAUUGCCGCCUCCAGGUUGUUUUUUGUGGGGGCGAGAGAAGGCCACCUUCCCAUCAGCUUAAGUCUGAUCCACGCUGAGCGUUACACUCCUGUACCUGCACUCCUCUUUAAUGGCGUGAUGGGUCUGAUCUUCCUCUGUGUAGAGGAUGUGUUUCAACUCAUCAACUACUUCAGCUUCAGUUACUGGCUGUUUGUGGGUCUGUCUGUGGCCGGACUCAUUUACCUGCGCAUCACUCAGCCUGACAGACACAGACCUGUCAAGCUCACAUUGUUCUUUCCCUUCAUCUACUGCUUGUGCAGUGUGUUCCUCGUGAUCGUGCCUCUGUACAGCGACACCAUUAACUCCCUCAUAGGAGUUUCCAUCGCACUGUCUGGAGUGCCUGUUUAUUACCUGUGUAUCUACUUGCCCAAAGAGAAAAGGCCAAAAUGGAUCGGUAAGCUCAAUGAUUCUGUCACCAAGUACACUCAGAUCAUGUGCUGCUGUUGCUUAACUGACUUGGAUGUGGAGCCAGAGAAGUUGGCAGAACCAAAGACUCAAUAACUAUCUCAAUAGGACGUGCCUGGACCAUGGAUUCCAUCUCUGCAUCAUAGGGAGAAAAAAAGAGAAACUAUUUGUCAAAAGCAAAUACCUCAUGGAUUUAUAAAACUUCUAGUACAUAUCUCCUAGAGAUCAAAUUCCAUCGAUAUCUCAGAUAUAUCUCUUUUGCUCAGUGUUACUGAAAAACAAAAUACUGUGUGAUUUAUUCUGUUGGAGUGUUUCUUCAAGGAUCACUAAUAACUGCAAAUCAAAAUGAAUUAUGUCCACCAUUCUUUCAAGGUCUCAAUGAAGCUCCUUGCACGCUGCUGACUGAAGAGGAUUAUAGAUACCGGGAAACAUUGGAACUGCUUUUGGUUUGAGUCUUGAACAGAAAACAGGGCAGAGGAGCUGGAAUAUACUGAAACUGAACAACUGGAUAGUUAACUCAUGUCAACUAUUUGGGGACUACGAUAUAGAGUAAUGGGACUUUCUUUUUAAAAAAAUACACAUUUCUUUCUGUACCAUUUGUCAAAUGCAGUAAAAAAAAACAAACAAAAAAAAACAAGGGAUUUUCAAAUGGUUUUGUCCAUUUGAUUUCAGUGCACUUGUUUCUGUAUGAUAACUGCACUUAGUGUCUCACUGUCUGUAUUUGAUGUCCUUUGUUCAUUUGAAAUUGAAAACAGGAAGUAUCACUUACUGAA